This is a messenger RNA of Oikopleura dioica, 1914 nucleotides long. The record is from the annotation of a GenBank genome assembly. NCBI's taxonomy places the organism in Eukaryota, Metazoa, Chordata, Appendicularia, Copelata, Oikopleuridae.
AUGGCGGAUCGAGACCUCCGGAAGGCGGAGUUAGAGCGCAAGAAGGCCAAAUUGGCCGAAAUGCGGAAAGAAAAACAAAGAAAGGAGGAAGCGAAAAAGUCUGAGAGAACUGUGGUCGAAGUGAAAAAAUCCGACCUCGACCAGAAAAGAGAUGAAACGCAAAUGCUACUCCAAAAUCUUGGUCUUCCGGAAGCUGCACCUCCUGCCGAGGUUGCUCAACCUCCCUCGCCGAAGUCAUCAACGGAUACGACCACGUCGGAAUCAGCCGAUAAACCUGGCUGCACACUUGACUGGGACGGGGAUCCGCUAUUGAUCCACCUCCAGCUCCCUUCAUUUCAAAUACCCACCACGCGAAAAAAGCCAAGACAACCACCAAAAUUGACAACAACUCAAGUUGCGCUACAUACGAUUCAACCAAAAGAGCUCAUCACUUAUGCUAAAGAAACUCAAACUUUAGUUGUCGAAGAGGAAGAAGAAGCUGACGAAGACGAAGUUGUCGUCGCAGAAAACAAAGAAAACGAAGCUCCAGCGGAAUCAACCACUACCGCCCAACCUGAAAAGAGGGAAGAAAAAGAAAAGCUACCGAAGCGUAUUUACACCGAUUCCGAAGCUGAAAGAGCGUCAAAUCAACCUGAAUUCUUGGCAUUUUUCGACCGAACGACGAGAAUUGUUGAAAGACUUCUUCAUGACCCAAAUGCAGAUAGCAAAUAUAUUUUUGCCGAUUACACCGGCGAAGCUGCAGAGCAAACAAUUCAGCAGCAAACCGACGCAGUUCGGGAAAGUCGCGUUUUCUUCGACGAACACUGGUCGAGAAACAGACUGUGUUCAUCUCUUGACUGGUCGCCACAAUUCUCGGAAUUGUUAGCUUCCUCAUAUCUCAAAAAUCCCGCGUCAGAGGUUGAUCCACACGGCAUUGCACUCAUCUGGAAUUCGAAGCUGAGCAAGACGGCACCUGAAUAUGUCUUCCACUGCCAGUCGCCUGUUACUAAAGUUAAAUUUGCAAAAUAUCAUCCAAAUUUAUUGAUUGGAGGAACUUAUAGUGGUCAAAUCGUUAUCUGGGACAACAGAACAUUCAAGAGGACUCCAGUCCAGAGAACAAAGCUAGGAGCAUCCGCGCAUACGCAUCCAGUUUACUGUAUAGACGUCGUGGGCAGUCAAAAUGCUCAUAAUGUUAUUUCCGUAUCUACUGAUGGCAAAUUAUGUUCUUGGAGUUUGGACAUGUUCUCGAAGCCACAGGAAUGCCUCGAGUUGCAAGCUAAAGCGAAUCAAAAAAGUGUCUCUGUAUCAGCACUGGCAUUUCCUGGAGAUUCUGUAAAUAACUUUGUUGUCGGCUCCGAAGAUGGAGUCAUUUACUCUGGCCAGAGACAUGCCAAUAAAAAGCCGGGAAUUUCUGACGCGUAUGAGAAACACGGAGCCAUGGUCACCGGUUUAGAUUGCCAUCGCGCGCAAUCUAAAAUGGACUUUUCGCAUUUAUUUCUUUCUUCAUCGUUCGACUGGACCGUUAAAUUGUGGUCUACUAAAAAUGAUACUCCUCUUCACAGCUUUGAGAACUUUGGUGCGUAUGUUUUGGACGUUGGAUGGUCGCCAAUUCAUCCGGGACUCUUUGCGGCUACUGAUUUGACUGGAAGACUAUCUUUCUGGAAUAUGAAUGUCGAUACUGAGGUACCGAUUGCUUCAAGCAUGGUCAACAACGGCUCUGAAGGCCUUAACUCGCUGGCGUGGCACCAGUCCGGCACGAUGCUCGCUACUGGAAGCCAAAACGGACGCGUAUCGCUCUUUGAACUCGGCGAGUCGCUCGCUCAACCUGCAGUCGACGAAUCUUCAAGAUUAAACCAGACCCUGACGGAGAUCUAUGCCCGUCUGGAAGAACAACCCGCUGCUAAAAGCAACCUGACACGAAAAUACGACCUUUAA